ACAGGGGGUCCCACUGUAUGACAACAGAACAGUAUGACACGGCAGAAACAUCCAGAACGAAAAACAUUACAGCACAGUUCACAAUGCGCAUUGUGGGAAAAAAAUACUGUUUCUAUCGGCAGUAACGUUCGGGAAAAGGGAACCAUGACAAAUGUUUAGCAGGAUGUUUGGUUGUGAGGAACGACGUUCCAAAAACAAACUUGUGCAGAGGGCGAGAGACAGAAUCAAGAAAGAUGGCGAGAUGACAAACCGCAUUGCAGAGCUGGACAGUAUCUGUGGUGUGAUGCAAAAGGCUGAGUUUGAGGGCUCCACCCAGGCUGGUUCCAUGAAGACCCUGAAGCUGAGAGAGCUGACCCAGCAGAGAGAGACUGAGCUGGGAAAGACUGCUCUGACGAUGGUCCGUAGAGCAGCACUGCAGGCCCUCCUGGAGCAUGAGAGACAGCAGUAUGUCAUAGAGCUCAACAGACUGGGCAAGACCAUCUACAAACAGAGAGUCUAGACUCUAGUCUCUACUAGACCCAUAACAACACCAAAGACCAUCUGAAGUUUAUGCUGAAAGCCAUCUAGCAGCUAGGAUGUGUGAACAAAUAUAGAAUACUUUGAAGUAUUAAUGUGAAAACAUUUACUCACAACCAUCUACAGGCAUCUUAUUUUCAAUCAGACCUUUUUUUAUUUAUGUAAAUACAACGACGUAAAACUGUAAUCCUAAAGAUAAAACACAUAUUAAUGUGUGUUUUAUCUUUAGCAUUACAGUUUUACAUCGUAUUUCCAUAAAUAAAAAAAGGUCUGAUCUGUACAGAAGCAGAGUGGAUAAACUGAUUCUGUAAAAGUACACUUUUAAGCAAUUUACAUUCCAGUAAACGAAUUACUGGGCCUCAUGUCACCUUAACAAAACAGGAAUUUGUGUGACAGUCAGGGAGGUAGCACUGUACAUAAACAAAACACAUACAGUGGGGCAAAAAAGUAUUUAGUCAGCCACCAA
Oncorhynchus tshawytscha (Chinook salmon) is the source of this 982-nucleotide messenger RNA. RefSeq lists its product as uncharacterized. The coding region runs from base 152 to 499 and encodes 115 amino acids. NCBI's taxonomy places the organism in Eukaryota, Metazoa, Chordata, Actinopteri, Salmoniformes, Salmonidae. The transcript is spliced from 5 exons. The record is from RefSeq and is a predicted model, not a curated record.